Messenger RNA from Phragmites australis (common reed), 2219 nucleotides. RefSeq names its product probable anion transporter 1, chloroplastic. The record is from RefSeq and is a predicted model, not a curated record. The transcript is spliced from 10 exons. Lineage: Eukaryota; Viridiplantae; Streptophyta; Magnoliopsida; Poales; Poaceae. Gene Ontology annotation, biological process: transmembrane transport. The coding region runs from base 151 to 1695 and encodes 514 amino acids. Gene Ontology annotation, molecular function: transmembrane transporter activity.
CUCCACGGAGCGGUCGCCACGCUUCUCCCGUUCCACUCGGGGAAAAAAAAUAUCUCGGCCACCACCGCGCGCGGAGCCUCGUGUGCGCCGCUUGCUUGCCCAUCGCGCCUCCGCUUGCUUGCCCCCGCGCGCUCCUGCUUAGCUGCAGCCAUGCUCCUCCACCUGCUGCCGCUCUCCUCCUGCCUCUCCUUCCCCGCGCCGCCGUUCCGCUCCAGCGCCGGCGCCGGCGCCGGCGCCGGCCUGCGGCUUCGGGCCGGGGGAAGGGCCAGGAGGCGGGCGCUCCGGGAGACGGACUUGCAGCCGGAGACCCCUCCGCGGGGGCGCCGCGGCCGCGAGGAGCAUGCGGCGGGGAGCGGGAAGGACGACGGAGCGCUGCUGGAGUCGGUGAAGAGGCUGCUGCUCGCUGACGAGGCGGAGGGAGAUGCGGCGGAGUCAGAGGAGCAGGGGCAGUUUCCGAAGCGGUGGGCCAUCGUCUUCCUCUGCUUCUCCGCCUUCCUCCUCUGCAACAUGGACCGCGUAAACAUGAGCAUUGCUAUUCUGCCUAUGUCCGCAGAGUUUGGUUGGAACCCGCAAACUGUUGGUCUCAUUCAGUCUUCCUUCUUCUGGGGUUAUCUUCUAACUCAGAUAGCUGGAGGAAUAUGGGCAGAUACUGUUGGUGGGAAGACUGUCCUUGGUUUCGGUGUGAUUUGGUGGUCCAUAGCCACAGCUCUUACACCCGUCGCGGCAAAGCUUGGAUUGCCAUUUCUUCUUGUUGUGCGGGCUUUCAUGGGAAUUGGUGAGGGGGUUGCCAUGCCUGCAAUGAAUAAUAUUCUCUCGAAAUGGGUUCCUGUAUCUGAGAGGAGCAGAUCAUUGUCUCUUGUGUAUAGUGGAAUGUACCUAGGGUCAGUGACAGGACUUGCUUUUUCCCCCUUACUGAUACAUAAGUUUGGUUGGCCAUCAGUCUUCUAUUCAUUCGGGUCUCUAGGGGUUGUUUGGUUCACGACAUGGGCAAGCAAGGCAUAUAGUUCCCCACUUGAGGAUCCUGGAAUCAGUGCUGCAGAAAAGGAGCUUAUUACUAGUCAAAGCACAGCAGGCGAGCCUGUUAAAACAAUUCCAUGGAGACUAAUAUUAUCAAAACCACCUGUUUGGGCGCUUAUAGUUUGUCAUUUUUGCCAUAACUGGGGAACUUUCAUUUUGCUCACAUGGAUGCCUACAUACUACAACCAGGUUCUGAAAUUCAACCUCAUGGAAUCCGGACUUAUUUGUGUUCUUCCCUGGUUCACGAUGGCAGUCUCUGCAAAUGUUGGUGGUUGGAUCGCAGACACACUUGUCAGUAGAGGUGUAUCUGUGACAACGGUUCGAAAGAUCAUGCAAUCAAUCGGAUUCUUGGGACCAGCAUUUUUUCUAACUCAACUAAGCCAUGUCAACUCACCCGCCAUGGCUGUGUUGUGCAUGGCUUGUAGCCAGGGAACUGACGCAUUCUCGCAAUCUGGUCUAUACUCAAACCAUCAAGAUAUCGGCCCUCGAUACGCUGGUGUACUACUUGGUCUUUCCAACACGGCCGGGGUUUUAGCAGGUGUAUUUGGCACAGCAGCAACAGGAUACAUCUUGCAGCAUGGUUCUUGGGAUAACGUCUUCGAGGUAUCAGUAGUGCUCUAUCUGGUUGGGACUUUGGUAUGGAAUUUAUUCUCAACCGGUGAGAAGAUUCUUGAUUGAAGUGUGUACAUAGCGUGCUUACAGUUCAAGGUGAUAAAUCCAUCCCGGUUCGACAACUUACCCCAUGGAUACAGUUCAAGAUAACAAAUGUGUCGUUUUGCAACUCAACUCUUGGAAGAGAGGCAACAGCAGAUUGAAAGCUCUAAUACAUGAGAUUCCCAACACAAGAAGCAUCAAACUCCGUUCAAUCCAGGAUGUUACUUGGUUGCACUGGUGCCCCGGUAACAAGACACUUGUGGAAAUUUGCAAAAUGAAGCAUGGGUGAGUUGAGCAAUGCACGUCUUGCUGUACAUGCUACUGUAUAUUGUGUUGAGCAUUAGGAUCCUUUACAGCAUAGCAGAUGAAUUCAGCAUUCAUCAUACACCCUGGUAUAUUUUUUUACUUGUUAUUCUUUUUCUCUGGAAUUGCUUGUUUCUGUAACAGCUCAACGUAGAUCAAAAUAAGAAAACUGGGGAAGGGGAUACUACUAACGCGCUCAACAUUUGAUGAAUGAUUAUGUAUUUACCAUUUCAGUUUUGACCACA